AUGAAUCUCUACGCGCACGAUCUCUCUAUUCUCGAUUUUAACUACAACGUCUCCGGCCGCUUUGACGACUCGUUAUCUCACCGGUUUCUCUCGCCUGGCCCUCUCUUUCACGGGGAGGACGACGAUUAUCGCCGCGCUAUCAGCUUCAGUCGCGACGGAGCUUAUGGCGGAGAAGCGGAUACGGAUCGGAGGGAAUCUCCGGAGCAUCGCCACGAUGGGAAGUCUCCGUUACCUCUGGGGAUGGAUUGGAGUGCUCCUCCUCGUCAAUGGGAAGGACGGAGCACUGUUUGGCCACAUGACCCUCGAACUGGUUGGAGUUACUGUGUCACUGUCCCUUCUUGGGUUGACCUUCCCAAAUCAAGUGCUUCAGAUCCUGCCGUGUUUUAUAGAGUGCAAGUGGCAAUACAGUCUCCGGAGGGAAUCACCUCUGCUAGGCUGAUACUUAGAAGAUUCAAUGAUUUCUUGGAGUUGUAUUCGUCAAUUAAAAAAGAGUUCGUAAAGAAAAGGUUACCCCAGGCACCUCCAAAGAAUAGGCUGAGGGUGAAAAACCAGACACUUUUGGAAGAGGUAGAUGUCGACUCUCUCAACUCUAAGAUUAGUGACAGCAAAAAUAUUCUCAAAAUGUUUAGUCUAUUGCAGAGGAGGUGCUCUCUGGAAGAUUGGAUGAAUAGACUUUUGUCAGAUAUCGAUAUAUCCAGAAGCGCUCUUAUAGCAACAUUUCUUGAGCUAGAAGCUGCUGUUAGGUCUUAUUUCAAUGAUGAAUAUCAAGAAACUGAAGAUAACUCUGUAGACAGUCCGUUACUUCUACCUAACUCCAGUUCUGAUGUUGCUGGUAGUUCAUCAGUUACCAUGGGUCAUGUCAAUGAUUCUGCUGAUGAGACAUCUGAUACCUCAACAACGAAACAUGAAGAAGCUAGACUCAAAAAUAUUGUCUCAAGGAAUUCAACUUCCGAAGAUAAUGUGACUGAUUGGCAUGAAUUAAUCACUGAAUAUGGACUUCUUGAUAAGAGUCCUUCUGCAGAGACUGGUACCAUAACCGAAGAGGGUGUUUCUAGUGGAAUUGGAUUUCAGAGAUUGGAUGGACUUGAUAGAAAGUUUCCAAAAAAGACCAUUGAAAGUGAUAUAACUCAUAUGAGGGAUUCUGAGGCGUCAAUUGGUGGGGAACCUAACCAAGGCUCUAUGGACAUUCAUGAUGAAGCUCAUAUAAACAGUCAUGGUGCAAAUACUGAGGCUGAGAAGGAUGUGGCUAUUGUGUUUCAGUCUGAGGAGAGAAAUAAGCUAAAAAGGGUUGUUGAUAUGUUAAAGCAGAGACUGGAAACAGCAAAAGCUGACACGGAAGAUCUUAUCUCAAGGCUAAAUCAGGAGCUAGCUGUUCGACAAUUUUUGUCAACAAAGGUAAAAGAUUUAGAGGUCGAACUUGAAACAACACGAGAGAGCUGCAAGCAAGGAAUGGAGCAAACAGUUCUGAAGGAAAAGGAAAGAUUUACUCAAAUUCAGUGGGAUAUGGAGGAACUUCGCAAGCAAUGCAUGGACAUGGAAUCAUUGUUAAACUCUAUGAAGGACGAGAAAGAAGAUAUUGAGACUACAAAUCAGGAACUCGUUCAGGAAAAUCAAACGUUGCUGCAGCAGAUCGAUGAUCUAAGAGACAGGUUUGAGAACUUGCAUAAAGAACAUGAAGAGCUAGAAGUGAAAUCGAAAGCAGAACUGAAGGUUCUCGUCAAAGAGGUCAAAUCUCUCCGAACCACUCAAUCAGAAUUGAAGCAAGAGCUUAGCCGCACGAUGAAAGAAAAACUGGAGAUGGAGAGGAUUGUUCAACGGGAGAAGGAUAGAGAAGAAACUGCGAAGACAGCAAACAAGAAGUUGAUGCAUGAGUGUGAUAUUCUACAGAACCGGCUUCAAGAGUGCAAUAUCAAGUUCCACAUAGAAGAGGAGAGUAAAUUAAUAAUGGACUCAUCAUCUGCAUCAGAAGCCUUCGAUUUACUGACAACAUCUGAUAAUCGAAUAGGUCUUCUAAUUGCUGAGACGCAGCUUCUCUCAGAAGAAGUGGAAAAGCGGAAGACAACAACAUCGGAAGAACAUUUUGGAACCGCUGAUGUAGUAAACAAGAUGCUAACAGAGGUUCUUAUUGACAAUGCCAAGUUGAGAAAGCAGAUUAACUCUGUUCUUCGUUGCUCUUUGUCUGGUCAUGGAAUAUCCGUCAGAGAAGCCGCGGGAUCAGAAGAAGAAGAAGACCAAGAAGGGAGUGUUGAUCUAGCAAGAACUGUUCUAAGCAAGAUCCUUGAGAAAUGA
Thlaspi arvense is the source of this 2289-nucleotide messenger RNA. NCBI's taxonomy places the organism in Eukaryota, Viridiplantae, Streptophyta, Magnoliopsida, Brassicales, Brassicaceae. The record is from the annotation of a GenBank genome assembly.